GCAUCGGGCAGAUUCAUAAAUUUUCACUCCCAGCACCCUUAUAAUCAAAAAAUAAACAUGAUUAAAGAAUUAAAAAAUAGAGUAUGCUAUAUCUCAGAUGAAUCAUUGCUGAAAAAGAACCUACGUAGGUUGUUUGAGAUUUUUCAGAAUAACGGUUACCCUAAAAAUACCCUUAACAGAUUGAUACACAAUAGGGAAUCAAGGUUGACAACAACAACUGAACAAACAAACAGUUUUAAAUUCAUGAGGAUUCCAUUCGUUAAAGAUUUGACACCCAACCUUAUAGGAGUUUUGAACAAAUUUGAAAACAUCAAACUCGCCAAAUAUAAUUUGACGAAGGUAGGUGACCUGUUCUCGAGGACCAAGGAAAGGACACCAAUAGAAUUAUGCACUAAUGCAGUAUAUAAGAUCUCAUGUCAACAUUGUGAUGGUUGUUACGUGGGCCAAACGCAACAAUGGUUGAAACAAAGAAUCACUCAACAUAGAAGUGAUUGCCGUAUUGGAAAGAACUCGUGUGCUUUAGUUAGACACUGCCAAGAAACUGGGCACAGUUUUGCUUUCGGGUUUGAUGAUAUCAGAGUGUUGGAGACAGAUUCGAAUUACAGAAAUAGGUUAUUCCUCGAAAUGUUACAGAUUGGCAAGCAGCAAAAUGCAGUGAACUUUAAAUCGGACACGGACCGUAUGAGUGCGAUUUAUAGUGACCUCUUGAAUAUUUUAUAGUGGUUUGAAAAUUAAAACAUAGAUGGUUCUGUGUCUUCAUUUUGUUGUCUUCUCAUGAGAUGGCGUAUUGUGCCUACAGCGUAGUAUCGUUCCACCGUUAGCUAUGUAAUGUAUAAUGACUGGGGAUUUUUCAUGUUUUUUAAGCUGAUUUCUGAGAAAUUUGUCAUUAUUAAUGUUAAUUGCAGUCGAUAUUAUUGAUUAAUGUUUUGGUACAUCUUUUUCUCCUGAAGAAGUUGACAACUGUCAACGAAAUAUUGAGAAGUAAAGAUAAAUACAGAACUUAUUGGCUGUUUUACUUGGAAUUAGACCACAUACCCGAUAAAACUAAUUUAUUUAAAUAAUAUAUGGU
This is a messenger RNA of Coccinella septempunctata (seven-spotted ladybird), 1069 nucleotides long. RefSeq lists its product as uncharacterized. NCBI's taxonomy places the organism in Eukaryota, Metazoa, Arthropoda, Insecta, Coleoptera, Coccinellidae. The transcript has 2 exons. The record is from RefSeq and is a predicted model, not a curated record. The coding region runs from base 58 to 720 and encodes 220 amino acids.